UGACACGAUACUAAUUCUAAUAAUUCUGUCUCAGUUUCAUCCUCCUUUCCUUCUCUCCUACUGCUGUAUUUUCAACCAAUUUCCAGAUCUUUCCAUCCCUCGAUGUUUAGAUGAUCUUAAUAUCACUCCACUCGAGGAGUAGCUCUAGACUGGUUGACAAGGAACCUAUUCCAACCAUCUAACCCCGCCGCUACCAUAUACUGCUCUUUCUUCAAUGAAAGAUGUCUAAUCUAUAUGACUACACCGUUGGUUGGAUCUGCGCAAUAAGCACCGAAUACGUCGCCCGACCAUCAUUCCUUGACGAACAUGAAGGACCGGAAACUAUCUCUUCUCACGACAAUAAUGAUUACACGCUUGAAAAAGUUGAAAGUCACAACGUUGGCUGUUGCCUCGCCGCCUUCCCGGUUGCGGCCUGUCGCGAUGAGCAUAACCCCCGCGCACCCUAACCCUAACGUAAUUUUGGUAUACCCUUGAAAGCAUCCGGCUUUUGCUGGGGUAUGAUAGGGUUGAAUCGGGGUUCACAACUAAAUACGGUCAGAUGAUACUAUCACAGGGCUACAGAGAAGGGGCACGUGGUUGUCGUUAAAUUGUUGCUUGACAAGGGGUUGGCAUUACUCAGUUAGGCAGUGACAGUUUGGUGCGUAUUCGUAUUCUCAAAUGGCUGUCUUUUUGCAGGAAGUCAGCAAUGCCAGUGCAGAUGUGCAAGAACCAGGCGGACAAA
Messenger RNA from Talaromyces proteolyticus, 721 nucleotides. RefSeq lists its product as uncharacterized. The record is from RefSeq and is a predicted model, not a curated record. Gene Ontology annotation, molecular function: catalytic activity. NCBI's taxonomy places the organism in Eukaryota, Fungi, Ascomycota, Eurotiomycetes, Eurotiales, Trichocomaceae. The transcript has a single exon. The coding region runs from base 222 to 446 and encodes 74 amino acids. Gene Ontology annotation, biological process: nucleoside metabolic process.